Molecule: messenger RNA, 5706 nt
Organism: Rhipicephalus sanguineus (brown dog tick)
Lineage: Eukaryota; Metazoa; Arthropoda; Arachnida; Ixodida; Ixodidae
Product: serine-rich adhesin for platelets-like
Exons: 4
Coding region: 25-5706 (1893 amino acids)
Source: RefSeq, a predicted model, not a curated record
CAAACAGCACAGCGUGUGACUGACAUGAUGGAGCGGCCAAACAGCACUCAGAGCCAUUCACCGAGCCGUGAAGAUCUUUCCAGCCAGAGAGGCACGUCCCAGCCUUCAAGCCCACGGUGUCAGCUGAAGGUACCAAGACCGCAGCAUCCAGCUUCUCAUGGUUCUUGCGCUCAGAAGAUACCCGAGGCAACGGGGGACGGUCAUUCUAAAGACACCAGUGACAACGUUCACGACGUGGCCCACAGCAGCAGGACGAAGGCAAAAAAAACCAGCGGCUCGGACUUUGCCCAGCGAGCGAAGAGACAAGCGGGAGGUGCUUGCUACUCCCUGGCACCACCGUUCAGAAAACCCAUCUCCAAAACAAAGAACACUGCAUACAAGUGCUCUGUGACGGGAUGCCCGCAUGCUAAGGAAGAGGUCCCCGCCGGCUUCUGGCUCUUUCCACUUCCCAGCGAACAAGCUGAAGAGUCACUUCGUUCUGAAUGGCUGCAACACCUGCCCAUCGACGAAGAUAUCAACAGGCCACUAAGCCCACGUGUGUGCUUUAAGCACUUUGACAAAAGAAAGCACUUUGUGUCAGUGAGCAGUCGCAUUUUCGGACUCAAGCCAGACGCCGUCCCCUCUCAGUUGCUGCAGCCAUUGGAAGCCCCGAAAAAGGACAAGAUCACCGAUGCAUUCCGUCGUUCGACUGAACUUACACAGGACGCUUCAGACACUGGCCUCGGGCGGGUCUGCACAUCCACAACUAGUGUGGGACAGAAGCCACAAUCCAUGAUGGCCGCUGAGGAAGUGCAGAAAAUGCAGUCCACUAUUUCUGCUACAAUGGUGCAGGAGCCGCAAUCUAUGGCUUUGGCUGAUGCAGCAGAAGCUCAGUACACGACAGCUGGAGUAGAACCGGAACAGCAGCUCACGCAUGCUGCAGUCAUGGUGCAGGAGACGCAAUCUAUGGCUUUGGCUGAUGCAGCAGAAGCACAGUACACGACAGCUGGAGUAGAACAGGAACAGCAGCUCACGCAUGCUGCAGUCAUGGUGCAGGAGACAAAAUCUAUGACUUCAGCCGAUGUUGACACGGAGUGUCAUGCUGGAACAGCUGCUGGAGCAGCGCAUGAAUUAGAGCCAGUGGCGGCCAUGGAGUUGCAGUCCACACCUAGUGCCGUGAUGCAGGAGCCACAGUCCACGACUUUUGCCAAUAUCAGUUCAGAGUCUCACCCUGUGGCAGCUGAUGGAAAAGCACAGAAAUUGCAGUGUACUAUAACCACCACCAUGGUGCAGGAAACACAGUCUAUGACAUUAGCUACUAUCGCAGCAGAAACUCGGUCUACGGCAGCUACUGGAGUAGCACAGGAAUGGCAGUCCACAGCUACUGCUAAUGUGGUGCAGGAGUCACACUCCAUGACUUUUGCCAGUGGUGGUGCAGAUCUUCUGUCCACAACAGCCACUGGAGAGGCACAGCAUUCGGAGUCAAGAGCUGCCGGUGUCAUGGAGUUGCAGUCCACAGUUACUGCCAGGGUUCAGGAAUCACAGUCACUGAUGUCUGACAACACUGGUUCACAGUCUCAGUCGGUGAUAGCGGCUGGAGUGGCACAAGACUUGCAGUCAACUACCACGGAGUUUCAGUCCAACCGUACUGCCAUGGCCCAGAAGUCGCCAUCCAUGACUUCUGCAGAUGUCAGUGCAGAGUUUCAGUUCGUGACACCUGCUGGAGUGGUGCAGGAAUCACAGUCCACAAAUGCUGCCAAGAUACCUGCACCAGAGUCUUUGACUUUUACUGAUGGUGGUAUGGAGUCUCACAUUGUGACAGCUGCUGGAACAGCACUGGAGUCACAGUCCAUGGCUUUAGCAAAUGUUGCAGGGGAAACAGAGUGCACAACGGCUACUGGAGCAGCACAGGCUAUGCAUUUAACAGCUUCCACUGCCACUGAGUUACAGUCUACAACUACUGCAGCUGUAACGGAGGAGCCACAGUCAAAGGCUGAUUUUGUGGCAGAAGCGCAGUUGAUAACCACUGCUCCAGAAGCAGAUGAAUCAGAUUCAACAGCUGUCAAUGCUGUAGGAUUGCACUCCACAACAACUUCCAUGGAGCAGGAGCCACAGUCCAUGAUUCAUGCUGAUGUCGGUGAGGAGUCUCGGUCUGUAUUGUCUGCUGGAGCAGUACAACAAUUGCAGUACAUGGCUUCGAGUGUCAUGGAGUUUCAGUCUACAACUGCUGCCAUGACAGAGGAGACACAGUCGAAGACAUUACCUGACCUUGCAGCAGAAGCACAGUCCUUGACCACUGCUCCAGAAGCACGUGAAUCAGGUUCCACAGCUGUCUCGACUGUGGGAUCACAGUCCACAACGACUUCAAUGGAGCAGGAGCCACAGUUCAUGACUCAUGCUGAUGUCAGUGGGGAUUCUCAGUCUGUAUUGUCUGCUGGAGCAGCACAGCAAUUGCAGUCCACGGGUCCAAAUGUCUCAGAGUUUCAGUCUAAAACUACUGCCGUGACAGAAGAGACACAGCCUAAGACAUUACCUGAUCUUGCAGCAGAAGCACAGUCCUUGACCACUGCUCCAGAAGCACGUGAAUCAGGUUCCACAGCUGUCACGACUGUGGGAUCACAGUCCACAACGACUUCAAUGGAGCAGGAGCCACAGUCCAUGACUCAUGCUGAUGUCAGUGGGGAUUCCCACUCUGCAUUGUCUGCUGGAGCAGCACAGCAAUUGCAGUCCAUGGGUCCAAAUGUCUCAGAGUUUCAGUCUACAACUACUGCCGUGACAGAAGAGGCACAGCCUAAGACAUUACCUGAUCUUGCAGCUGAAGCACAGUCCUUGACCACUGCUCCAGAAGCAGAUGAAUCAGGUUCCACAGCUGUCACGACUGUGGGAUCACAGUCCACAACGACUUCCAUGGAGCAGGAGCCACAGUCCAUGACUCAUGCUGAUGUCAGUGGGGAUUCUCACCCUGCAUUGUCGGCUGGAGCAGCACAGCAAUCGCAUUCCACGGGUCCAAAUGUCUCAGAGUUCCAGUCUAAAACUACUGCCGUGACAGAAGAGACACAGCCUAAGACAUUACCUGAUCUUGCAGCAGAAGCACAGUCCUUGACCACUGCUCCAGAAGCACGUGAAUCAGGUUCCACAGCUGUCACGACUGUGGGAUCACAGUCCACAACGACUUCAAUGGAGCAGGAGCCACAGUCCAUGACUCAUGCUGAUGUCAGUGGGGAUUCCCACUCUGUAUUGUCUGCUGGAGCAGCACAGCAAUUGCAGUCCACGGGUCCAAAUGUCUCAGAGUUUCAGUCUACAACUACUGCCGUGACAGAAGAGGCACAGCCUAAGACAUUACCUGAUCUUGCAGCUGAAGCACAGUCCUUGACCAUUGCUCCAGAAGCACGUGAAUCAGGUUCCACAGCUGUCACGACUGUGGGAUCACAGUCCACGACGACUUCCAUGGAGCAGGAGCCACAGUCCAUGACUCAUGCUGAUGUCAGUGGGGAUUCUCACCCUGCAUUGUCGGCUGGAGCAGCACAGCAAUCGCAUUCCACGGGUCCAAAUGUCUCAGUGUUUCAGUCUACAACUACUGCCGUGACAGAAGAGACACAGCCUAAGACAUUACCUGAUCUUGCAGCAGAAGCACAGUCCUUGACCACUGCUCCAGAAGCACAUGAAUCAGAGUCCACAGCUAUAACUUCCAUGGAAUUGCAGCCUGCUACUACUUCUUCCAUGGCACAGAAGCCAGAGUCCACAACCCUUGCUGAUGUCGCUGUGGAGGGUCAGUCUGCGACAGCAGCUGGAGCAGCACAGGAAUUGCAGUCCGCAACUAGUGCUGCCAUGGCUCAGGAGCCACAGUCUAUUACGUUAGUGAAUAUUGCAGCUGAAAUCGAGUCUGUAACAGCUCUUGCAGCAGCACAAGAAGCGCCGUCUUUUGCUUCCACUGUCACCGGAUUACGUUCUACAACUAAUGCUGCCGUGAUGGAGGCACCACAGUCAACACUACCUGAUGUUGGUGCAGAAACUCAGUGCAUGACUGUUGCUCCAGAAGCAUGUGAAUCGGAGCCCACAGCUGUAACUGCCAUAGCAUUACAGUCCACAACUACUACUUCCAUGGGGCAGGAGUCACAAUCUAUCAUUGUAGCUGAUGGUGGUGUGGUGUGUGACUCUGUGACAGCCACUGGAGCAGCACAAGCAUCGCAGUCUGCCAUGACGGAACAGCCACAUUUUCUAGCAUUGCCUGAUGUAGCAGCGGAAACUCGGUUCAUAACUCUUGCUCCAGAAGCACGUGAAUUGGAUUUCACAAAUUCUGUUGCCAUGGUGCAGGAGCCAGAUUGCAUGACUGUCAGUAAUGUCAUUAUCGAGUCUACGUUCAUGUCAGCUGCUGGGCCGGCACAAGAAUCGCACUCCACAACUGUUGCUGGCGUAGAAUUGAAGCCCGCAGCUACUACAGCUAUGGGGCAGCAGGCAGAUUCUAUGGCUGUCAGUGAUGCCAUUACGGAGUCUAUGAUUGUAACAGCCGCUCGAGUGGCACAGGAAUCGCCCACCACAACUGUUGCUCGUAUGGAAUUGAAGCCCACAGCUGCUGUGGCUAUCGAGCAAGCGUUGCAGCCUGUGACUUUUGCUGAUCUCAGUGGAGACUCUCAGUCCAAGACUGCUCCCAAAGCAGCACAAGAACCGCAACCUGCAACAGUCACUGCUAUAAAACCACAUUUAAUGAGCAAUUCUAUUGGGCAGGAGCCUCAGUAUGAUGUAUUGGUUGCCACUCCUCCUCCAGAGCCUGAAGUUGCAGCUGCCAUAGUUGUGGGAUAUGAAUGGCUAUCCGAGACGAUCGUUGCCACGAUAGAGCAAAUUAACCAUUUGACUGGAGAGGAAUCGCAGUUCAUGGCAGCCGUCGGCAUGAAACAUGAACUAGAGUCAACGGUUGUAGUUGCCAGUGAACAUGAGUUUCGAUCUAUGACAAGCAUAGGAAAGAGAGAGAAAUGUGAUCUUGUGUCUGUUAUUGACACAUUGCAGGAAUCGCAGACUGAAGCUGCUUUUGGUGUGGCGUCAGAAUUGCAGUGCACAAAUUCUACCAGCUCUGUAACGGGGUUGGCAGUAGACAGCACCUCAAGCUCUACAGCUAAAAUUUGGGUCCAUUUUCCCAAUUCGGAGGGAGAUGUGCAGGUGGAAGAGCAGAAUGUAGCUGAUGUUCCCGCCAGUCCGGCACCAGUUAAAAAUGAGAGUCUCGAAGAAGCAACCGAAUGUUGUUCUGCAGUCAUCGCAGAGCCCAUUCGUCAAACAGAUUGCAGCAAAACUGCAACUUGCGAAGAUCUGUCUGCAGAGAACCCUUCAGAGAAGUGCAUUCCUAAAUCUACUCCUGUGCCAGCCACCGAUGUGUUUGACAAGCAGAAGGAACAGGCGGAAGAGAUGGUUAGUGACUUUGCCAUGCACGGCACUGUUGAUUAUGCGGAUGAGGUCACUGCUAGCACUUGUGCUGGACUGGCAGGCAGCUGUGACUUUGAUGUUGAUUGGGACCUGUGCAAACAGGUCAUGUCUAUUCCUGACGAAGCACUGGAUCCUAUGGAUGUUUCAGUGGUGGCACCGCCAAACCAUAGCAUCAUUGUACGUGUGCCAUUGGAGAAGUGCCUUAAACUCGUGCUUUGGUUCAAGUGCAAGUUAGAAAAUGGCCAAUGGUUCGUAACUUUGUCUUGCGCGGGUGGAUUGGUCGGACAGGGGCAGCACAAGUGGCGCCUGUAA